Bombyx mandarina (wild silkworm) is the source of this 2120-nucleotide messenger RNA. RefSeq lists its product as uncharacterized. NCBI's taxonomy places the organism in Eukaryota, Metazoa, Arthropoda, Insecta, Lepidoptera, Bombycidae. Gene Ontology annotation, biological process: carbohydrate metabolic process. Gene Ontology annotation, cellular component: cytoplasm. Gene Ontology annotation, molecular function: glucose-6-phosphate 1-epimerase activity; carbohydrate binding. The record is from RefSeq and is a predicted model, not a curated record.
UUUUGUCAGUUGGCUUCGCUGUCAAACAGAAAAUGGCAGCAACGAGUGUUGUCGUUCUCGACAGAGGCAACAAUACAACAUGUACCGUAAAUCUUUUCGGUGCUACUGUAGUGUCAUGGAGGGUGAACAACCAAGAGCAAUUAUUUGUUAGCAAACAAGCCGUUUUCGAUGGCAAGAGGGCAAUACGAGGCGGUAUACCAUUCGUUUUUCCUCAAUUCGGGCAAUGGGCCUUCGGACCUCAGCACGGCUUCGCGCGGGUGGCCCGCUGGCACGUCGAGAAGAUGCCCGAGCGACUGCCCAGCGGCGACGUGGAAGCUGUCUUCAGCCUUAUGGACGAUGAGUUCACCAGGUCGAUGUGGCACUUUCAGUUUCGGCUGACGUACCGGCUGAUCUUGCGUGAGAAGGAGCUCCACUUCAACAUCGGCGUGUACAACCCGAGCAAGGAGUUGACGUUCAGUUGUCAGUUGCUGCUCCACACUUACUUCAAGGUGCCCGAUGUACGCCGCUGCCAGAUCACCGGCAUGCACGGCUGCAUGUUCAUUGACAAGACGCGGGAAGGUGCCGUGUACCAGGAGACCCGCGAGGUGGUCACGGUCGGCGAGUGGACGGACCGCAUCUACCAGAACACGAUGCAGGAGCACAUCAUAACGAACGUUGUCAGCGGGCGGAAGAUGCGGAUACAGAAGUACAACUUCCCCGAUACAGUGAUCUGGAACCCGUGGUCGGAGUACGCGAAGGAGAUCCCGGACUUCGGUGACGACGAGUUCCCCAACAUGGUGUGCGUGGAGGCCGGGCGGGUGGCCGCGCCCAUCGUGUUGCUCCCCGGCACCGCGUUCGAAGCCAGCCAGAUCCUCCAGGUAAUGUAGACGGAUGGCGCCGGAGUUCACAUGUAGCCGUCCACACGAGCGAAGUCAAUUCACGAGGAACGUACGUAACAAUGAGACAAUAUAGUAUAAUAUGUAUGGAUGAGGCGGGGCGCUGCGGUCGCCAGCUCGGCUAUACUGGUUUAUAACAAUUAUAAUCUAAGGUUAAGUUUUAUUCGAUUUUUGCUAGAGAGAUAGAAAGGAUUUAAAAAAAAAGCCUGUAAAAGUUGUAUGGGAAACACUAAAAAAAAAUUACAUCAUACAUUUUGGCGCAGCACGUAAUGUAAUACGAAUAAAACGCAACCGUCACGCGGGUUCGAUGACCUCGAAGCAUAGAGCGUUCGUCGGCUGGUUUUUAAAUUAAUUAAUGUUUUAUGUCAAGGAAGUCCAUUAUUUUUCGUCUUCGGAAAAUAGCUACUACCGUUUCUAAAAUACUUCUACUGUACAAUCUCUAAAAUUCAAUUUUUUUCUUCGGUUUCAUUUCAUGCGGCGUCUUUAAAAAUUUUGUAAAACUAUUAAAUUGCAAACAAAAUCGAGUUACUUGUAUCAAAUAGGUAACUUGAAUACGCUAUAUAUUUUUUAAAUUUAAAACGUUAUAAAAGUUAAUAAAUGAAUUUCGAAAUCUGUUGUACGUUAAGUUAAUGUUAAGUUUAAAUUUUCUUUGUGUUUAAAUUGUGCGCGUUAGACCGAGUUCACACGGUAUUGUCCUGCACGUUUGUUUGCAGUAUACGUCUUAACGAAUGAAUAGUGGCACAUACAUUGUACAUAGAACCAUGCACAUGUUGUUUGUACUGCAAAAAAUCGUACACCGCUUAUGCGUUUAAACGAAUACUCAACGGACUUGUCAAGAAAAUCGAAUGAACUUUAACGUUGGAGUGACGAAUAGUAUAGCUCUAUCUCUUUCACACGUUCGUUUUUACACGAAUGAAAAUCUACCGUAUGAACACCCGAGUGAUUGUACGUUAAAAUAACGAAUACAAAAAAAACGUGCAGGACAAUGCCGUGUGAACACAGCCUUAGGUUUCCAAACGUAGAACUUUGUACUGCAGGCCCUUACAGAUGGCGCGCCGGUUUACUGGCCCACAAAAUUUCAGUUUGACGAAUGAAUUUUAUAAGAGCAUUCGUUGCUGUGUUACUUGGUGGUUCCUAAGAUUAGCAUGACUCGUAGAGGCCUACAAAUUUUAUCAUAUUAAAAUACAGUUUACGCCUGUCCGGGUAGGUGCAACCAUCUCGACUAUUCCUAAAGCCGCUUUCAGA